Merops nubicus (carmine bee-eater) is the source of this 1136-nucleotide messenger RNA. RefSeq names its product sarcoglycan, epsilon (gene SGCE). The record is from RefSeq and is a predicted model, not a curated record. The transcript is spliced from 9 exons. NCBI's taxonomy places the organism in Eukaryota, Metazoa, Chordata, Aves, Coraciiformes, Meropidae. The annotation marks the transcript as partial. Gene Ontology annotation, cellular component: membrane; sarcoglycan complex.
CUUUUUUGUUAAGCUCUGCUGAUGGCAGUAAUGGAACAGUUAACUGGACGACUAAGCAAGCCCACAGUUAUAUUAUCAGCAGAAUAAAGGCUGUUGAGAAGAAUGUGUACACGAUUCUGUCUAAGGUGCACUCUGAUCGGAAUGUAUACCCUUCUGCUGGAGUUCUUUUUGUUCAUGUUUUGGAGAGAGAGUACUUUAAGGGGGAAUUUCCUCCUUACCCAAAGCCUGGUGAAAUAAGUAAUGAUCCUAUAACAUUUAAUACCAACCUAAUGGGUUACCCUGACAGACCUGGAUGGCUACGCUAUAUCCAGAGGACACCAUACAGUGAUGGGGUGCUGUAUGGCUCACCAACGGUAGAAAAUGUGGGCAAACCAACGAUCAUUGAGAUCACUGCAUAUAACAGACGUACCUUUGAGACAGCAAGGCAUAAUUUGAUCAUUAAUAUAAUGUCAGCAGAAGACUUUCCUUUGCCGUAUCAAGCGGAGUUCUUCAUCAGGAACAUGAAUGUGGAGGAGAUGUUGGCAAGUGAAGUUCUUGGAGACUUCCUCGGAGCAGUGAAGAACGUGUGGCAGCCGGAGCGCUUGAAUGCCAUAAACAUCACUUCAGCCCUUGACCGGGGAGGGAGAGUCCCACUUCCCAUUAAUGACAUGAAAGAGGGUGUGUAUGUUAUGGUUGGGGCAGAUGUUCCAUUCUCUUCAUGCUUACGAGAAGUGGAAAACCCACAAAAUCAGUUGAGAUGCAGUCAAGAAAUGGAGCCUUUAAUAACCUGUGAUAAAAAAUUUCGUACUCAAUUCCAUAUUGACUGGUGUAAAAUCUCUCUGGUGGACAAUACAAAACAAGUUUCCACCUUUCAGGAAGUGGUUCGUGGAGAGGGGAUAUUACCUGACGGUGGGGAGUACAAGCCACCCUCUGACACGCUGAAAAGCAGAGACUAUUACUCGGAUUUCCUGAUCACACUGGCGGUGCCCUCGGCAGUAGCACUGGUGCUUUUUCUAAUCCUUGCCUACAUCAUGUGCUGCCGACGGGAAGGAGUGGAAAAGAGAAACAUGCAAACACCAGACAUCCAGCUGGUGCACCACAGCGCCAUACAGAAGUCGAGCAGAGAGCUGCGGGACAUGUCCAAGAACCGGGAGGUG